Messenger RNA from Boleophthalmus pectinirostris (great blue-spotted mudskipper), 2414 nucleotides. Its product is annotated as MAGUK p55 subfamily member 7-like. The transcript is spliced from 18 exons. Gene Ontology annotation, molecular function: protein binding. The record is from RefSeq and is a predicted model, not a curated record. Gene Ontology annotation, cellular component: cell-cell junction; plasma membrane. Gene Ontology annotation, biological process: protein localization to adherens junction. NCBI's taxonomy places the organism in Eukaryota, Metazoa, Chordata, Actinopteri, Gobiiformes, Gobiidae. The coding region runs from base 210 to 2006 and encodes 598 amino acids.
CAUUGAUUCUGUCAGGAGGAUGUAUUCCGUUAACCUCAAAUUGCUAUUGAUCACUCACUGGCUUGAUUGAGGUCAGAGCUGACACAUAUUGACUAAUUUAUAGGCAGUUGUUGUUGUUUUUUUUUAAAUCUCUUUUACAGUUCCGCCUUCAUCCACUCUACACAAGUGGAUGCUCAAAUGCUGUUCAUCCAUUAUUCUCUGGUUUAAUCAUGCUGUCGUCAGGCCUGGAGGCUCACCCUGACCAGGAGGAGGACUACAGGUUCCUCCACAGCAUGCUGAGGGAGAAGAAGAUUCACCUGCUCUUCAAGAUCCAUGAGCGAUUGAAGCUUUUUGAGAAGAAAAGACCCAUCCCAGUCCAGGAGCACGCAACAGACCUGGCUUCUAAAUUGAUGGAGGAACUGUUGCAUCAAGGCUGCAGAGAUGAAGUCACAGAGCUGGUGGCAAUUUUGUCCAAACCCCACCUCAAGAGCCUCCUGGCUGUUCAUGAUGCUGUGGCUCAAAGAGACUACGAGCCUAUGUUGCUCCCUGUACCUGACGACUUUGUGGCAGAUGAGGAAGAUUCUGUCAAGAUUGUCAGCAUGGUAAAAACCAAAGAACCCUUAGGUGCAACUAUCAAAAGGGAUGAAUCCACUGGGGCCAUUGUUGUUGCAAGGAUAAUGAAGGGAGGUGCUGCAGAUAAAAGUGGCCUGAUCCAUGAAGGCGAUGAGCUGAAGGAGGUGAACGGUGUCUCCAUGGAGCACAGGAAACCAAAGGAAAUUCUUCCUCUCCUGGCUCGAUCAAAAGGUGAGGUGACGUUUAAGAUCAUCCCUGCUUUCUACAAAGAAGAAGUGUCAUCUCAGCGAAAGCAGCUAUUUGUGAGGGCAUUAUUUGAUUAUAACCCUGAAGAAGACCCAACUGUCCCCUGUAAGGAGGCUGCUGUGGGUUUCAGAAGAGGGGACAUAUUACAGAUUGUCAGUUUGGAGGACGAGACUUGGUGGCAGGCCCGUCACCAUGGAGAUGGACAGUCCCGCGCCGGACUCAUCCCAUCACAGCAGCUUCAUGAGAGGAGGGUGGCCCUGCAGCGACCAAGAGCCCUGUUCAAGCCUCGCACACCCAAAGCACCAGGUGACCUUCAACAUGUAACCAGUAUCUUGGAGGAUGUGGACUACCGAGCCAUAACUGGCUUUCAUAUUGCUGGUUUAAGAAGAAGUUUCCGUCUCGGGAGGAAAGGCAGUGUGGCCCGAGAAACAGCCCGCUCACGGAGGUGGAGUGCUGGGGUACAUGGCACCAUCAGGCCCCCUACCUACGUGGAGGUCUUCCCCUAUCACAGACUCUCAACAGACAGGCACAGGCUGGUGGUCCUGGUUGGGCCAAGCGGCGUUGGCGUCAGCGAGCUGAAGAAGAGGCUGCUGAUCUCCGACCCGGACCGCUAUGCUGUCACUGUGCCCUAUACGACACGGGAGAGAAGGCAGCAAGAGACAGAUGCAGUGGACUAUCACUAUGUGCCACUUCACAAGUUUGAGGAGGACAUUCUCCAUCACAGGUUUAUUGAAUAUGGACGCUACAAGGGCUAUUACUAUGGCUCAAGUCUAGAGUCAGUCAACAGAGUCCUGGCAGACGGCAAAGUGUGUCUUCUGGAUAUGCACCCAAGUAACAUAAAGCGUGUGUACACAAGAGAGUACAGACCAUUUGUGGUGUUUGUGAAGCCCCCGAGGAUCGAGGAGCUGCGCCUGACCCGCCGCAGAGCCAAGUUCAUCUGUGAAGAGGAGCACAAGAACCCAGUCCGCACAUUUACAGAGGAAGAUUUUGAGGAGAUGCUUGACUCGUGUGAGUCCAUGGAGCGGGAGUAUGGGCACCUGUUUGAGAAGGUGUUGGUGAACGGGGAUAUUGCGGUGGCGUUCCGAGAGCUGAAGUCUGUCGUGCUGCGGAUGACUGAGGCAGAGGUGCAGUGGGUCCCGACAGAGUGGGUUUGUCCAUCGCCAACAACUGCACGGAGGAGCUGCAGUCACUUGACAGGCUGGAUCUGAACUCAAAGCAUUCUUUCCACUUCAAGUUCAAUCUUCACUGUUCUUUCACACAAUCAAAUAUUUCAAAGACAUAGAUUUAGCUUUUAGAAUGACCUGGGACCUUUUGUGAGGCCAUUUGUGAUUAUGUUAUUUUUUAUCUUUUCUUUUUUAUAUAGUUUGGUUUGACUGAAAGUUUGGUGACAUUUAAAAUAAGUAAUGUAUGAAGUAUGAAGAAAGGCUUGAUUCAUAAUUAACCAAAUAGUUUACUAAUUAUGAUUUGGGCUUAGUAACGACUUAAUUAAUACCCCACCCUAACUUCUAACCCUUAUUGAUGCACAAGGGAAAUAAUGUGGACACAGUAGCUCAUACAUCACAAUAUUUUGGACAAACAAAGAGCAGAAAUAUAAAUUGUAAAAGUUAACAUAAGUA